AUUUAUUUUUUAUCCCCUUACUUCAUCCCUCUGUUAUGGUUCGCCGCAUGGUCGUGUGACAACAUCACAGCUGUUUACCGCAGAUCAAAGCAACUUAUUUCUGUCAUUCUGCAUUGCUUACUUGGUGCAGCAUCAAACCUUUUUACUUUUUCUUUCUUUUUUCUUUUUCUGUUCUUCUUCUACUGCUUGAUACAGCUGUAUCUUUGUCACUGCUUUUUUUUCAUCUCUACGCAAUGCCUAGGCAACAUUAUUCCUGCGACCAGUGUCGACGGUCCAAAAGGGCAUGCGAUGCUCCCCAGUUAGAGGUACCCGCACAUUUGAACGGGCACGCCGCCUCGAUACUGAGUGGGAAUCUCCAAGCGCCCGAGACGAAACAAUGCUCGUACUGCCGGAGGACGGGCAAGACGUGCACCAUGAACUGGGCGUGGCAGCAGAUCCAAGUCUCGUUGGCGCUGCAGGCCGCUUCCCGCCAGCAUUUGAUGCCGACGAAAUCGCAGAAGCGUGGGUUCGCCGAUGAUGUGCACACUGGUGGAUAUACUAUAGCCACGACGACAGCAAUACCCGACGUCGGGGUCGGGGAUGUCUCGAUGCUACCCGAAGCUGAUCUCAGUAACGUCAUGUCGGCGCCGCUGUCAGAUGAUCUGUUUGACCUGCAGUCACUCCAUGCCGACGCGAGCUUUCCUUUCCCGCCACAACCGAUUCCUUCUCUGGAAGGGGGUCUGCCGUUCGACUUGUCACAUCCGUUUGGUCCGACGUUCCCUACCGCGGCGACGACGUACUCGCACCCAGGGUCCGAUCACAUCGACUAUACACAGGUGGACAGCGCACCCACCUUCAACCCCAGCCCUUCCAUGUCAGUUUCGUCAUCAUUCUCUCCAAACCAUCCAUCCGCCCGAUCAUCCAGCUUCGCCAGUUUCACGAGCUCAACCAGCAACAGCGAGCUGCAACGAAGCAACAAGCGUCGCCGCCACCGCUACACACCUGAAGACACCAACACCACCACCACCGCGUCAUCAUCUCCCUCGUCUAUGGCCUUGUGUUCCGCCUCGCCCAUCUCCCGCUUCUCCAUCGACCAGCGGAUGAUGGCCUCCGCGACGAGCGCCUCCAUCUCCUCCGGCCUGCUGCAGAUCUACCACGACGUGCUGGAGCACAACCUCUCGUGCUGGCUGACCGAGGGCACGUGUCCCUACAAGGGCGUCUCCCGCCGCGAGGACGCCCUACGGCUCGCCGAGUGGGGGCCGAACUGGACUAACCGAGUCCUCCAGCGCACCGUCAAGCUCGACCGCGCCGCGAGGGAGACGGGUCUGGUCAAGACAACCAAGGCCCAGGACAAGGCGGCCAGCAGGGCGCUGCACUCGGCCAUCAUGGCCUUUGCGACGCAGUGGGCGCAGGGCAGUCGGAGGCAGCGCCGGCGGUACCGUUCGAGGUUGUCUUCGUCGUCGCCUGAUUCGUUUGGUUGUGCGACUUCGUCGUCGUCGUCGUCAUCAUCAUCAUCAUCUUCGUCGUCUUGCUACUCUGGGGAUGGAGAUGACAUUGAGCGUCAGAUGACGGAGGAGUUUGACAGGAGCAUCCAGCGGCACUUUUGGGCGCAGGCGAGGGCGGCGCUGGACGACGUCGCUCACCUCGAGUCGUACAAGGUGGCGUGUGCGGAGCUGGUGUUUGGGCUCGCGCAGAGGCCGUGGGGUGAGGAGGAUGAGGAUGACGAAGACGAGGAUCGAGGUGAUGGGUUCUGUGCUGGGGGUGAGUGGGAUCUGAGGUCUGGGUCUGGACCUGGUACUGGUUGUGGGCAGGCCGAUCCGUUUGACACCACGUCUCUCAUGACCGAGAUUGACAGGGUCCUGGAAAAGGAUGGGCCGCCGGUCUACAUAGAGCGGGCAAUGCGGCGGGUGCAAGCUCUCAAGCGUCGCUUCGAGGCUUCAUCCAAGGGCUGGGCAGGUUUGCAAUCACCACAGCAUCAACAGCAGCAACAACACCAGCAUCAACAUGCACAAUACGGAAACGGGUUCAAUCACCAAAGACUCGAACAAGAGGAUGAAAAAACGAUCGGCCUCCUUUACUGGCUCGCAGUGAUGUUUGAUACAGUCUCCUCGGGCAUGAACGAGCGCCCACUGUCAGUGACGGAUGAGGACAGCCAGCACGACCGAGCAUCGGAGCAGCACAAGAACGACGACGGGCCUGACGGGCAGUCCCGCGGCUGGAAGGUGGAGCUCUUCAUCGACGACGAGGUCACGCGGCCCCGGAUGCGAACCACGUGGCCGUGCAGCUACCAAGACGCCGCCGAGGCGGUCACACGCUCGGCCCCGGCCAAGGUGCUACUGUACCGACACCUCGCGCACCUGCAGACGGUGCUGCUGCAGCAGACUUCAGCGGGGCCGGAAAAAGUCGAGGCGGCCAUCUCGCGCGCGGCGGGUCUGCAUCGGUACUGGAACGUGACGCACGGGGCCUUCUUCCGCGACCUGGUCCGGCACUACCGCGAAGUUCCCGCGCGCAUCCGGAGCUGGUUCGUCUGCAUCUCGGCGCACUGGCACCUGGCCGUGCUGAUGCUGGCGGACCUGGUCGAGUUUGCCGACGCGCGGGGGAGAGGCUUGGCGGUCGAGGCGGACGCGAGGCGCGGCACCGGGAUGGUGGCCAACAUGCGGGCCGGGAGCGCAGCUGAGCUGGCGGACCUGGCGAGGGUGUCGACGCCGGUCGGGCUCGAUGGUGGUCCCGGGGCGUUCGAGGCGGGGCCCGAGAUGCCGGGGUUGCAUCAUGCCGUCAACGAGGGCACCAUCAUGACGGAGCCGUGGACCGUCAUACUGAUACGGGCGUUUUCCCGCGCGGCCGUGUUGAUGAUGCGCGACGCGGGGAGUCGUAGGCAGCAGCAGCAGCAGCAGCAGCAGUAUGGUCUGGGGACCGCCGGGGAUGGUGCGGGCAGGAGUAGGGUUGAGGACUGCAUCCGGGCGCUGUUUUACCUGGGAAGGAAGUCGGACAUGGCGAUGAAAGUGGCGGAUGUGCUAGAGGAGGCUUGGGUAAGGACGCGAGGGGAUUGA
Pyricularia grisea is the source of this 3029-nucleotide messenger RNA. RefSeq lists its product as uncharacterized. Gene Ontology annotation, biological process: regulation of DNA-templated transcription. The transcript is spliced from 2 exons. Lineage: Eukaryota; Fungi; Ascomycota; Sordariomycetes; Magnaporthales; Pyriculariaceae. The coding region runs from base 234 to 3029 and encodes 931 amino acids. Gene Ontology annotation, molecular function: zinc ion binding; DNA-binding transcription factor activity, RNA polymerase II-specific. The record is from RefSeq and is a predicted model, not a curated record.